This is a messenger RNA of Malassezia vespertilionis, 774 nucleotides long. RefSeq names its product dihydrofolate reductase. Gene Ontology annotation, cellular component: nucleus; cytoplasm. The transcript has 3 exons. Lineage: Eukaryota; Fungi; Basidiomycota; Malasseziomycetes; Malasseziales; Malasseziaceae. Bases 1 to 774 code for a protein of 257 amino acids. The record is from RefSeq and is a predicted model, not a curated record.
AUGGCGUCCAUCCCCAAACUCAAGGUGCUUGUCAUCCACGGCUAUGCGACGAAUGGCGCUGUGUUUAAGCGCCGGACAAGUGCUUUGCAAAAAGCGUGCAGGGAUGUUGCCGAGUUUGUGUUUGUGAAUGGACCGCUGCAUGUGCGCGCACUGCCGAGCGCCUCGAAUCCCGAGCCGGGGGAGCCGAACCCCGCGGACCCUGUUGAAAAGCAGGCGCGUGCGUGGUGGAGGCACGAUGGGGAUGUGUACCGGGGAUGGGACAAUUCGGCCAUGUUCUUGCAAACCGUUUUCCAGGAGCACGGGCCGUUUGACGGGAUUAUGGGAUUCAGCCAGGGCGGCAGCGUCACGGCUGUCAUUACUGCCGCGCUAGAGCACCCAUCGCUCGUACCCGAGAUGCACGGGAAAUUCCAGGAGCUUCCAUUUAAAUUUGCGAUUAACAUUUCGGGCUUUCGGCCUGCUGACCAGAAAUUCGACGCGCUGUUCGAGCCGAAAAUUGCGACGCCCAUGCUGAUUAUUAUUGGAAUGAACGAUUUUCUUGUCGAGCCGAAAACUACCGAGACGCUUCUUUCCAUUUGCGAGCAGUCCCGCAUCGUGCACCACGACGGCGGGCAUUAUCUACCGACCAACGCGUCGUGGCGCAACUUUUUACGCGACUUUAUUGACUCUUUCCGCGUCACAACGCCGAGUGCAUGGCAGGACAUCCCAGCACCGCUUAUGCAGCUGGAUGACGAGAUUACGCGCGAAGAGGCUGAGGCUGUAGACCCCAAGUUGUGA